AUGUUGAUGACGAAGCCCCAAGAAGUCCGUAAGGAGAACAAGUUUGGAAACCCAGAUUCCUCGAAUGACACCUUUCAAAGCCUCGCUCCCUGCCAUGUCUCUCAGCUGUGUGUGUUUGUUUUGUCCACAGGGGGCGCUCUGCAGAUCCAGUGUUACCAGUGUGAGGAGAUGAGCACCAACGACUGCUCCACCCCCGACUUCAUCGUCAACUGCACUGUCAAUGUCCAGGACAUGUGCCAGAAGGAGGUGCUGGUCAAACCUGAUGGAAUCCACUACAGGAAGUCGUGUGCGUCGUCUGGAGCGUGUCUCAUCGCGUCCUCGGGGUACCAGCAGUUCUGCACGGGCCGACUCAACUCAGUGUGCAUCACCUGCUGCAACACGCCCCUGUGCAACGGCCCCAAGAGGAGGAAGCCUGUACCCUCAGGGGCCCCCGCGCUGGACCACACACUCCCUCUACUACUACUACUACUACUACUGCAAAUACUACUACUGCAGCUGGGGUGUGUGACUGUCAACACGCUGGGACUGUCCACGUAGACACAGAUCCACGUCGCUGAAACAUCAGCUUUCUCUCUUUGGCAUUUGGACCACGAACUGUCCAGCCCUAUGGAAGUGCACUAUCGCCCAGGACUGAACCUGGACCAAGUCUGGACUAAACCUGGGUCAAAAAUUGUCCUUCUUUUGCGUACAGUGGAUUUCUCUCUAUCUUUCUCUUUUGUUUUCCUCUGAAGAUGCCGCUGCAGAUCGAACUGUACAGAUGAGCCGCUUUCUUUGCUUGUUUCGUGUCAAACCUGUGUCAUUAUUUCGAAUUGAUAUUCUUGACGAGGCUCUGUCGGGUUGUAACAUGCACUUUGAUCGGAGAAAAAUGUGAAAUAAAUAAAAGUCAAUGAGCGGCUGGUGUAUCACUGUUA
This is a messenger RNA of Boleophthalmus pectinirostris (great blue-spotted mudskipper), 911 nucleotides long. Its product is annotated as ly6/PLAUR domain-containing protein 1. Gene Ontology annotation, biological process: acetylcholine receptor signaling pathway. The coding region runs from base 1 to 537 and encodes 178 amino acids. Gene Ontology annotation, molecular function: acetylcholine receptor inhibitor activity. The record is from RefSeq and is a predicted model, not a curated record. NCBI's taxonomy places the organism in Eukaryota, Metazoa, Chordata, Actinopteri, Gobiiformes, Gobiidae. The transcript has 4 exons.